Amphibalanus amphitrite is the source of this 3336-nucleotide messenger RNA. Its product is annotated as coatomer subunit beta-like. Lineage: Eukaryota; Metazoa; Arthropoda; Thecostraca; Balanomorpha; Balanidae. Gene Ontology annotation, cellular component: COPI vesicle coat; cytoplasm. The transcript has 16 exons. The coding region runs from base 271 to 3144 and encodes 957 amino acids. The record is from RefSeq and is a predicted model, not a curated record. Gene Ontology annotation, biological process: intracellular protein transport; intra-Golgi vesicle-mediated transport; endoplasmic reticulum to Golgi vesicle-mediated transport. Gene Ontology annotation, molecular function: structural molecule activity.
UGAUACGUGGAUGUCAGCCGGUGCGCCAUAAUUGUCAGGGGUAUAGAAAACACUGACGACAACACGACAACACGUUGUUUAUUAUUUGUAUAAAACAUUGUAGAAGUUGUCGUGGGUGUUGGAUGUCACUUGACUUCGGAAAAUUGUGUUUCACUGGAAUUGAGAUUUGAGGUCGAACUAAAAGCUGUUUUCCUGUGCGUGAUUCAUUAUUUUGUCUAUUCCUUUCUGUUUCUAGCAUAUUAGCAGUUCCACAAUCUAGCGUGAACAGUGAUGGCGACUGAGCAGCCAUGCUAUACGCUGAUCACAGCUCCAUCAGACACUGAACAGCCCAGUGAGCAGCAGCUCAAACAGGACCUGGAGCGUGGUGACAUCCGAGCCAAGACCGAGGCCCUGAAGAAAUGCAUCCACUCUAUUCUGGCUGGAGAGAAGAUUCCGGGGAUCCUGAUGACGGUGAUCCGCUUCGUGCUGCCGCUACAGGACCACACCAUCAAAAAGCUGCUCCUCAUCUUCUGGGAGAUCGUGCCCAAAACUCUGCCGGACGGCAAAUUGAUGCAGGAGAUGAUCCUUGUGUGUGAUGCCUACCGCAAGGACCUCCAGCAUCCGAACGAGUACAUCCGCGGCUCGACGCUGCGUUUCCUGUGCAAGCUGAAGGAGCCCGAGCUGCUGGAGCCGCUGAUGCCGGCCAUCCAGGCGUGUCUGGAGCACAGGCACUCCUAUGUGCGCAGGAACGCCGUCAUGGCUGUCUUCACCAUCUACAGGAACUUUGACUUUCUGAUUCCGGACGCCCCGGAGCUGAUCGCCACGUUCCUGGAGGGUGAGCAGGACAUGUCGUGCCGCCGGAAUGCCUUCAUGAUGCUGAUCCACGCUGACCAGGAGCGGGCGCUCUCCUACCUCAGCUCGUGCAUCGAGCAGGUCAACACGUUCGGCGAUAUCCUGCAGCUGGUCAUCGUCGAGCUCAUCUACAAGGUGUGUCACGCCAACCCGUCGGAGCGGUCUCGGUUCAUCCGCUGCAUCUACAACCUGCUCAACUCGAGCAGCGCCGCCGUCCGGUACGAGGCCGCCGGCACCCUGGUCACGCUCAGCUCGGCGCCGACGGCGGUUCGGGCGGCCGCCACGGCCUACAUCGAGAUAAUCCUGAAGGAGUCUGACAACAACGUGAAGCUGAUCGUGCUGGACCGUCUGGUGGCGCUCAAGGAGCACCCGAGUCAUGAGCGGGUGCUGCAGGAGCUGGUCAUGGAUAUCUUGCGCAUCCUGGCCACGCCGGACCUCGAGGUGCGUAAGAAGACGCUGGAGCUGGCCAUGGACCUGGUGACGUCCCGCACGGUGGAGGAGCUGGUGCUGGUGCUGAAGAAGGAGGUCACCAAGACGCACAACACUGUGGAACACGAGGACGUCGGCAAGUACCGUCAGCUGCUGGUGCGCACCCUCCACUCGUGCUCCAUCAAGUUCCCGGACGUGUCGGCCACGGUGAUCCCCCUGCUGACCGAGUUCCUCUCCGACUCGAACGAGCUGGCCGCCGCCGACGUACUGGUAUUCCUCCGCGAGGCCGUGCAGCGGUUCGACAACCUGCGACCGCUGGUACUCGAACAGCUGCUCGAGGCGUACCCCAUCAUCGGCUCGGUCCGGGUGCACCGCGCCGCCACCUGGAUUCUAGGCGAGUUCGCCGCCACCGCCGACGACGUACAGUCGGUGCUGACCCAGGUGCGUCAGGCGCUGGGCGAGCUGCCACUGGUGGAGGACGAGCGGCGCCGCGCGGCCGGCCAGGCCACCGACGAGGAGCCCUCGCAGCAGCAGCAGACCGUGCAGAAACUGGUGACCGCCGACGGAACAUACGCCACACAGUCGGCCUUCAGCGCCGCGCCAUCAGCCAAGAAGGCGGACGCCGAGCGGCCGCCGCUGCGCAAGUAUCUGAUGUCGGGCGACUUUUUCGUGGCCUCCGUGCUGGCGGCCACUGUGGCUAAGCUGGCUCUGCGCUACUGCCGGCUGGUGACGGCGCCGGUAAAACAGCACCGGCUGCGUGCAGAGGCCAUGCUGAUCAUCGCCAGCAUGAUGCACCUGGGCCGCUCCGGGCUGCCCGACAAGGCCAUCAGCGACGACGACCUGGAGCGGCUGCAGCUGUGUCUGCGAGUGGUCGCCGAGCCCAACCCGCUACUAGAGAAAAUCUUCCUCAGCGCCUGCAAGGAUGCCCUCAACUCUAUGCUGAAGGUGAAGGCGGAGACGGAGGCGCCGCGCACGGCCAAGGAGCGCGGCGUGCUGGCCGUGCAGCCGGACGCGCCGAUCGCCUUCCUGCAGCUGUCCGGUCGUAACGAGCUGGCCGGCAGCGAGGACGUCUUCGAGGCCUCGCUCUCGCAGGCGGUGGGCGCCGUCAAACGCUCGGCCGCCGACUUCAGCUCCUCCAAACUGAGCAAAGUCACCCAGCUGACGGGCUUCUCGGACCCCGUCUACGCCGAGGCGUACGUCAACGUCAACCAGUACGACAUCGUGCUGGACGUGUUGGUGGUGAACCAGACGUCGGACACGCUGCAGAACUGCUGCCUCGAGCUGGCCACACUCGGCGACCUCAAGCUGGUCGAGAAGCCGUCCCCGCUGGUGCUCGGACCCAAGGACUUUGCCAACAUCAAAGCCAACGUGAAGGUUGCCAGCACGGAGAACGCCAUCAUCUUCGGCAACAUCGUGUACGACGUGACUGGCGCGGGCAACGACCGUAACGUGGUGGUACUGAACGACAUCCACAUCGACAUCAUGGACUACAUCGUGCCGGCGUCGUGCUCCGACCAGGAGUUCCGACAGAUGUGGGCAGAGUUCGAGUGGGAGAAUAAGGUAUCGGUCAACACUACGCUCACGGACCUGAACGAGUACCUCACCCAUCUGAUGACGUCCACCAACAUGCGCUGUCUCACACCGGAGAAGGGCCUGUCGGGCGACAGCGGGUUCCUGGCCGCCAACCUGUACGCCCGCUCCAUCUUCGGCGAGGACGCGCUGGCCAACCUCAGCGUGGAGAAGCCGUUCAACAAGCCGGACGCGCCUGUCAUUGGACACAUCCGCAUCCGCGCCAAGAGCCAGGGAAUGGCGCUCAGUCUGGGCGACAAGAUCAGCCAGGUGCAGAAGAAGGCACGUGCGGCGGCCGCGCCCGCCGGAGCCUGAGUCGGCAGUGGCCGAGAGCCGACUGCAAGGAGCACCGAGUGAUCUAUUCCACGGCCCGCCGAGACGACGGUGAUUUCUUUACAGAAAAUAUAUAACUUUAUUCGCUUCGUGGUCCAACUGUUCCGGGUCGCCUGUGUUUUGAGUGAUGAAUAUCCGUUCUGCGCGACUGAAUACAUUUAAAUGGGUGAGGUA